CAAUAGUUUUGUUAUCUAUUAUAAAAGUAGUUUUCAAUUUGGUGACUACAGCUACUUUACUACAAUUCAAAAGGAAUCGUCAGGAAAAACUAUGUACACUUCAAAACUUUUAAGACUCUGUCAAAAUGACAAAAAGUUUAUAAGUUUUGUAGACAUACCAAUUAACUGCAUGUAUAAAGGGAAUACUUACAACAUGCUUCAAACAGCAGUUCUUGCUGAUAAAGAAUCAGAAAAAGUUUUUGUUGGUGCUUUUACUCGUGGUAAUAACCCAGAAAUGCCAGAAGGUGAAAGUGUGAUAUGUGUAGUAAAACUAAGUGUUUUAGAUGAAAAGCUGAGAGAAUCUUAUGAGAAAUUUGCAAUUCUUAAUCGUACUAAUGCAGACAAUUUCACAAGAUACUUACCAGACCGAAGAACAGGGCAAGUUAAUGCAACCGGAUAUUCUUCUUGUAAUGCCUUACUGGACGUUGUUUAUUAUGCAAUUGGAAGGGACAAUUAUAAUCUUCAGGCAGCUUAUGAAAUUGAUGAAGACAAUGGUCAUGUUACCUCGUUACAUCCAGCGAUUCUAGAUGGUUAUGAUGUUGUAUUAGCUGGAACUUCAAAGGGUAGUCUGUAUCAGUUUAAUUUGAUGCGUAAUUUGGUGAUGACAAUGUUUGAUAAACAUAUAGUGGAUGAUGGGUCAGAAAUCAAGGGAAUUCAAGAAGAUGGAAACUUAACUUUGUAUGUGAUGAGUACCUCAAAGAUUAUCAAAUAUAGCCGCACCAAUUGCUCUGAGUUUAAAACUUGUCAGGAAACCAUGGAGAAGAAGAAUCCACAUUGUGGGUGGUGUGUUUAUCAAAACAGAUCUCAAACAGAAAAAUCGUGUCCUCCUGAAGAGUGGAUACAUUCAUAUGAAGAUUGCAUUGAAUUAGAGACAGACAUCAGUGGCAUUGCAGUUGGCACUACAGGCAAAAAUGUAACAGUUACAGCAAAACAUUUUGUCUUGAGGGCAGACAAAUACAUGUAUAAAUGUAGGUUUUCUGAAGGUCAAACUCCUUUGGGAAAUCCAAUGGAAAUAACGAUAACUGGCAACACAUUUAUAUGUGCCAUACCAGAGGUUAAAGAGCACACAGAUGCUACCAUUGAGUUAAUGGUUAAUGAUUUUGUACUAGCAUCAACUCCAUUCCUUUUCUACAAGUGUGAGAAUUUUAAAAGUUGUGGUAAAUGUGUCAAUACAGCCAAUUCUAAUUGCACAUGGGACUUAGGAAAUACAAAUUGCCAAGCUCCAACAGCAGAUGGAAGCAAUAUUGUUAAUGAAGUAGAUAAAUGUCCUAGUUUAAAUGAAAACAAAAAAAAAUAUUUAGCAUCAUCAAAAGAAAUUGAAGUUGUACUGGAGGCAUCAAAUAUUCCGUCGUCUCUGAAAUUUUGGUGUUAUGUUCCAAAAAAUAAUAGUAUUCAGAAGGAAGAUUUCAAACCUGCAACUGUUGAUACAAACUUGAGUACUUUGACAUGUAAAAUGAAUAUAACUUUAAUAGAAGCUUCAAAAGGAUUAGAUGUACCAAUCUUUAUCAAAUAUGGAAAUACUGAACAGUUUUCAACAGAUCUUACAGAAUUUGAAGAUGUUUAUGAUAACAAAGUUACAGUUUAUAGCUGUGAGAAACUUGGCAAGGAUUGCAGUCAUUGCAAAGCUCUCAAAGAUCACUACAAGUGUAAAUGGUCCAAUGCGAAUUGUGACUUUGGGUUCGGAAGUGGUGAGACAUGUCCAGCACCUAAAAUUGAGAAGAUUAAGCCUAGAGAUGGUCCCAAAGCAGGUGGCACAGCAUUGAUAAUUGAAGGUUUUGAAUUAGGAACAAAGUUAAGUGAUAUAUCUGGCAUUAAAAUAGCUGGAGUUACAUGUGGAGAAAUAAAUAUUACUGUUGAUGAUGAAACCAGGCAAUACUUUAAAAAUGAGGUUCCCAGCAGCAUUGUUUGCAUUACUGGUAAUAGUGGUGGAGACAAAAAUGGAAGUGUCAUUGUCACUGUGAAUGGUCAAAGUUCAACGGAAACAGUUUCAUUCAGCUAUAAAACUCCAAAGUUGACAGGUAUGAGUCCUUUAUCUGGACCCAUUGCUGGUGGAACAAAAGUAACAUUUUAUGGAAGAAAUCUUGGAAUUGGAAAUAGACAUAUAGAUGUUGUAGCUUUAGAGUCAGUUAAUUGUAUGAAUAUAAAGGUGCUGCCAAAUGUAGGCUUUGAUGUGAUUAUCAAGUAAGUUUUUGAACAUCUUUUCAUGUUUUACAGUUACUUAAAAGGUUUGUUUUAUAGUAAGAAAGGUAAGGUCCUCUGUUCCUGAGUAGUUUAUACAGUAAAAACUCGCUAAUGAGACCAAUAAAGGGACUUUACAAAUCUGGUCUUAAAAGCGGGUUGGUCUCAUUAAUGAGUUUGGUCAAACAGAAAACUAGGCAAUUUAUUUAGGGAUACCAUGUACUGUACACAUGUUUAAUUCUGGGCUAACCUAUUUCAAAUGAGAAGAUAUAAAGCAUACACUAUUAUUUUUUUAUUUUCAUUUAUUUUCUUUUACUUUUAAACAUUAUAAAAUAUUUAAACUUAUUUAGAGGUAAAAAAUGUAUUAUGAAUGUCUUUA
Molecule: messenger RNA, 2596 nt
Organism: Ruditapes philippinarum (Manila clam)
Lineage: Eukaryota; Metazoa; Mollusca; Bivalvia; Venerida; Veneridae
Product: plexin-B1-like
Exons: 15
Coding region: 92-2224 (710 amino acids)
Biological process (GO): regulation of cell migration; semaphorin-plexin signaling pathway involved in axon guidance
Cellular component (GO): semaphorin receptor complex
Molecular function (GO): semaphorin receptor activity; protein binding
Source: RefSeq, a predicted model, not a curated record